This is a messenger RNA of Oxyura jamaicensis (ruddy duck), 1161 nucleotides long. RefSeq names its product retinal guanylyl cyclase 1-like. Gene Ontology annotation, biological process: cGMP biosynthetic process; protein phosphorylation; receptor guanylyl cyclase signaling pathway. The transcript is spliced from 9 exons. The annotation marks the transcript as partial. The record is from RefSeq and is a predicted model, not a curated record. Lineage: Eukaryota; Metazoa; Chordata; Aves; Anseriformes; Anatidae. Gene Ontology annotation, molecular function: ATP binding; peptide receptor activity; guanylate cyclase activity.
AUGGCCCGCUCUUGGAGGCCAUGGGUGGCUCCUCUGGGCCAUGGCACCCCUCCACCUCUUCCCCUUUCCACCUCAGGGGUGGACGCCACCUUUGUCCUCCUCAUUUUUGUCCUCGUCUCCACCCUCAUCGCAGCAGGGGCUGCCCUCGCCUGCUUCAUCAGACGUCGCAUCCAGCAGGCCCAGCUGAUGAAGGGGCCCAACAAGAUCAUCCUCACCAUGGAGGACCUGACCUUCAUCAACACCCAGAGCAACAAGCGGGUGGACGGCAGCCGCACGAGCCUGGCUGGCCGCAGUGGUGGGGACACCAAGAGCAUCCGAAGUGUGACCGCAGCCCCUGACACCACCAACGUGGCCAUCGCCGAGGGAGCCGAAACCCCGGGGGGCAACAGCCACCUCCCCCUCCUCCUCCUUUUGUUUAACCAACAGGGCCUUGUCGCCUCCGUGCAGGGCGACUGGGUCUGGCUCAAGAAGUUCCCCGGAGAUCAGCACAGUGAGGUGAAGCCAGCCACCAAGCUGGCCUUCUGCAAGCUGCGUGACCUGCGCCAUGAGAACGUCAACCUCUUCCUGGGCUUCUUCCACGACUGCGGCAUCUUUGCCAUCGUCUCGGAGCACUGCUCCCGGGGCAGCCUGGAGGACCUGCUGCGCAACGAGGACAUGAAGCUGGACUGGAUGUUCAAGUCUUCCCUCCUCAUCGACCUCAUCAAGGGCAUGCGGUACCUGCACCACCGCGACGUGGUCCACGGGCGCCUCAAGUCCCGUAACUGCGUGGUGGACGGGCGCUUCGUGCUGAAGGUCACCGACCAUGGCUACAACGAGCUGCUGGAGGCCCAGCGGGUGCACACCCCCACCCCAAAGGCACAGGAGCGACUGUGGACAGCGCCGGAGCUGCUGCGAGAUGCGGCGCUGGAGCGUCGCGGCUCCUUCCGGGGAGACAUCUACGGCAUCGGCAUCAUCAUGCAGGAGGUGAUCUGCCGCAGCGGCCCCUACUGCAUGCUGGGACUGCCUCCCGAAGAGAUCAUCGAGAAGGUGACACGGCCGCCCCCGCUGUGCCGCCCGGCGGUGUCGGCCGACCAGGCGCCACUGGAGUGCAUCCACCUGAUGAAGCAGUGCUGGAGCGAGCAGCCCGAGAGGCGGCCCACCAUCGACCAGAUCUUCGACCAG